Hyaloscypha bicolor E is the source of this 1489-nucleotide messenger RNA. RefSeq lists its product as uncharacterized. The coding region runs from base 207 to 1475 and encodes 422 amino acids. The record is from RefSeq and is a predicted model, not a curated record. NCBI's taxonomy places the organism in Eukaryota, Fungi, Ascomycota, Leotiomycetes, Helotiales, Hyaloscyphaceae. Gene Ontology annotation, molecular function: metal ion binding; ATP binding. The transcript is spliced from 2 exons.
GUUCUUUCAAGACUUGCCGAGGGCGACGCUGUGGAAUCGGCCCUAAACCAUGGCUCAACGUCAGGCGAUCUCCUCGCAGACCUCGUAUGUUAGCUCCCACCUCUCUCUCUAUAUCACCCCAGCUUCACUGUCCAAAGUUACUAUUUACUUCUAAAGGUCCAAAAAAAAAUAAGACAUCUAAGCCCACUCACCCAUCAUUGCUCAAAAUGAAGAUCCUCCUCACAGACGCAAGCGGCUUGACCUCCCGUCAAGUCUCCACGAUCCUCUCCCAAAAGCACCACCAGGUCCACGUCCUCUCCCCACCCAGCUUCCUCCUCCUCGCAACCCUCACCUCCCACACCACAAAAUCGCACCCCGUCCCCGCCUUCUCCGCCUCUCCUUACACAUGGUUAGACGCCACUCUCCAGGUCCUCAGAGACGAGAAAUUUGACGUCCUGCUCUGCACCCAAGAACAAGUGUCCAUCAUCUCUGCUUCCUCUCCUCUUCUCGCCUCUACCGGAGUCAAAUUCGCAGUCCCGGAAUUCGAAAGCCUUAGGAGAGUGAUGGAUAAAGUAUCCGCUUGUCAGGCAUUAUCUGAUGCCGGGCUCCCGCAACCGGAAAGUGUGGUGUUGAAUUCGAGUUUAGAGACGUUGAGCCAGUGCGAGGCUUUACUUCCAGUGUAUGUGAAGACACCGAUUGGGACGGCGAGCACGGGUGUUCGUCGUGCGGCAAAUUUGGAUGAGCUGGCGUCGAUUAUUGCAGAUUUCGUUGCGAAGGGGUGUUUUGAUGAUGGAGGGGAGCUAGUGGUGCAGAAGGAGAUGCAGGGCAGUUUGUUGAUGGUUUCGGGUGUUUUUGAGCAUGGCAGACUGAGGGCUUGGCAUGCUUGUGUGAGGGUCAGAGAAGGGGUCGGAGGGGGCGCGAGUAAGAAGGUGAGUUUGCCGUUAAAGGCUGUGGGGGAGCACUUGCAGGGCUUUGGGUGGUUGUUAAGUUGGCAUGGGGCGUUGAGUAUGGAUGCGAUUUUGGAGGGAGGGAGAGCCUGGUAUGUGGAUGUUAAUCCGAGGAUUGUAGAGCCCGUGAAUGGCCUUCUUGCUGGUGUUGAUCUGGUGGAGGAGCUGUUGCAGGUCAGUCUAGGGGAUAAGGUGGAGGAGGAAAGGCCGCCUAAGCAUGGUAUUGAGGGCGUGGAGACCCAUCAGCUGGUGCUGGCGAUGAUGAAGGCGGCGGAGGAGGGGAGGGUACAGUUGUUGAUGGAGGGGUUUAAAGCGCUUAUGGGGUUUCACGAGUAUGCUGGGAGUAGGGAGGAACUCACACCAUUGGACAGUGAUGUUGUGUGGGGGUUUCUGAGUCUUGCAGGACUGUUUCUGGGACUCCUUUUGGGAGGGGCCUGGGCGGUGGAAAAAUUGAGGGGAGAUACCAUCAGAAACUACAAUUUAAGUGCAAAGGGGUGGAAGGAGAUCUUAGAGAAGGUAGACUCGGGGAAGGAGGAAAAUAAUCCAUAAUGUUAUCGAUCCCG